AUGGCAAUUCUAGGUCCAGGAAGUUGGACAAGUCUGAGGUGGACACCCACUGCCACUAGCACCAUGCAUAUUAAACGAAGAAGUGCCGCUUUUGCCGCUCUGUCCCCUCGAAGAAAUGACAAUACAGUAAACUGGGUUGAAGCAACUAAUAGCUUCUUCGAGAAAGACUCAAGACCAAUCAUGUUAUUUGAUGGGGUGUGUAACCUAUGUAAUGGAGGUGUAAGGUUUGUGCGGGAUAAUGAUGGAAAUAGGAGAAUCAGGUAUGAGGCUCUCCAGAGCGAGGCAGGGCGAAAACUGCUAAGGAGGUCCGGAAGAGCUCCUGAUGAUAUAUCAAGUGUUGUACUUGUUGAAAGAGAUAGUUUGUGCCUCUUGGUGUAUCGUUGGGGCCUUUGCCCACCACUCCAUUCCCCACUCUACACAGAAGGCCACACCAGUAUAAACCUGUCCUUGGGUGAUCUCGAUGGGUCCAGCCCUCACCAGCAUACUCUUGUUUUGGACUCUAGAGAUAUGACCAAAGUUGUUAGUGAGCUUCACUCCCGUUAUUUGUGGAAAGUCAAAUUUAGAUUUGGUUAUCUAGGAAGCAUUAUGGCUAAAGAUUAG
Molecule: messenger RNA, 600 nt
Organism: Dovyalis caffra
Lineage: Eukaryota; Viridiplantae; Streptophyta; Magnoliopsida; Malpighiales; Salicaceae
Source: the annotation of a GenBank genome assembly